AUGAACCUGUACCGUACUCAGAGUACAUCCAAUGGCAAUGAUAGUGUUUCAUACGAACUGCGUCGAGACUUGGAAAUUUUGAGACAGAUAUUGUUGCGUUGCUGCAAGUCAAAAGAUGGCAACUCCUUUCUUGCGGUCUGGCAGUCUUACAAUGAGGUGCUGCGCGAGUACGGUCUUCGUUCUAAAGAGGACAAGGUGUAUAUUCAUUUAUUACUUCGUCUUUUUAAAAUGAAAGCUGAUAGCUGGGAGGAAAAAUGGAAAGUGCUGAUGGAAAAGUUGCAUCUUGAGCACAUUGCCCCAAAUAUACGUGUUCCAUUGCUGAAUCCUCCCAUUGAUCCGUUCGUCGUAGAUAGCAGCAACAAGCCGGACUUUGGUCAUUUAAAGGGCAGACAAUCCUUACCAGCAACGCCAAUUGUCUCUCGACACUCAAGCUCCGAUGCGACAAAAAUUGAGCUACAAGCAGAAAGGAUCAAUGCCCUCCGGGAAAAGGAGUUUCUGCGACAAGUAUUUCGCUACAUGCAAGAGAGAGCUCGGUACUCUCAGCAGAUGAGCGGUAUUCUUAUGACUCGUGCUGCUCAAUUCUAUGCCGGUGUAUUAAUGUAUCGUUACCUGUCCGCAUGGAUGAACAAGCUAAACAAUUUUCGAAUAGUGCUUCAUCAAGCACACCACGCCGGCGACAUGGUUUUGGUCGACAAAAGCUUUUCUCGCUGGCGUAAACAGCUGCAUCAACAAAUUCUGUUGCGCGAAAAAGAAGCUCAACAAUUUAUUGUUUUCAAAACAUUAGCAAACUGGCACUCGCUUACUACCCAGUGGAAGGAAAAAGUUCAGUCGCUGCUAUUCAAACGAAGCUUUUCUAAGUGGAAAAAAAAGCUGCGAAAUGUUCGAGAAAAAGAAGCGCAGGCACACGAGUUGUCUGUUCAGCAAACCUACGCAAAUACGUUCGACCAUUGGUUCUUUCACACUUGUAUGCGCAGAGUGUUACGUGUAUAUCGGACAAAGUUAUGUGUGCGAGUGUUUCAGCAAUGGUCUCUGCGAUAUAGCGACAUACUCAAUCUAUCAAAAGAGGCAAAAACACAUUACAAUUCUACCGUACUGAAGCGCUGCUGGCGGCGCUGGAAAAAAAAGUGUGCACAAAUUACACCGGAGGUUGAGAAUGCGCUCACAUUCAAUAAAACUCUCGUUUUACGAAACACAUUUCAGGUUUGGCGAAGACAGACACGUCUUGCGGUUGCGGGCUACUCCGUGAUCGAAAGAGUGGACACAAAAUCAUUAAAAAGCGUAUUUUCUUUUUGGCGUUUACGAGCAAAACGGGCAGAUCAAAUUCUUAUUCUAGCUGAUAAUAUUUUGCUGUGUACUUUUAUUAAUCGAUGGCGGCUUCGUCUUCAAGAACACAUCUGCUGCGAAAAUCAUGAAUAUCGACUACUACAAAAGCUUUUUGGUCAUUGGUUACUGGCGUCAAAGCGUCGCAGAUGCACUCGGUUGUAUGAAACACAGCUGUUGGAAACCGUUUGGGUUGAAUGGCGACAGAGGACAAAGCGCAGCUUGCAAUUACUUUCGACGGCACAAACGAUUGACGAACGAAACCGGUGGCUCUGUGGAAAGAAAAGUCUUCUUCACUGGCGAAUGGUUGUUCUCGAGCAUGGUGAACAGCAGGUGAUUGCCGAGGAGCGCGAUCGCGAAAAGACAUUGCGGCUGUUUUGGCAGCAGUGGAAUAGCCGUCUUCAGAAUCGUGCAGGCUUGUUGUGUCGUGCAGACGAUUUUUAUGACGCACGUCUGCAACGCUUUGUUUUUGAAUGUUGGCGCCGUCGUUAUGAAAUUCGACAUCAAAAAAGUUUGGAUGAGCAAGCCAGUAUCUAUAACGAUCACCGUCUAAAAAAUAAAGCUCAACAAUGUUUUUUUUUAUGGUAUGACCGACUUCAGAAAGUACACAAGCUGGACCGAGUACAAGAUGUAUUGGAGCAACGUCUAACAACAGAUGCGUUUCUGCAUUGGUUUCAUCGUACGGAACGGAUACGCGCGCUUUCAUUGUUGGCUGAAAGUGCAUACGCAGAGCGCUUGUUACGUUCUGCGUUAUCUAUGUGGCACUACCAGUACCAACGACUCGUUUUGCUACAAAAUGUGAGUGAAACGAAGCACCAGGAACUUACUCUUCGAACGAAAAAGCGAAUGUUUGAUGCUUGGCAGCUUCGAUUUUUUCGCACAUCAAGUUUGUUUGCACAGGGAAGUCGGUUUCAUGAACGCAAAAAAUCUCGAUUAGUCGGUCGGUGCAUGCGUCGCUGGCAAUCACGGUACCGGAAGCGACUAGACAAACGAGCACAAGAAACGAGCAACGGGGAAGAGGACACCGUGUCUUCCAGUUAUUUGCACGCGUUUGAUACCACCCUACCUUUACAAAACGAGUCUCAUCUUCGGUCUUCUUCGCGUUUCCGCGACCGAUUAGAGCAAGAGCUGCGUACCCCGACCACUCGCUUCUCCAAAUUUUUGAGGAAUCCGCUUCCUCCGAACACGAGAUGAUGAUGGCUUAAGG
Molecule: messenger RNA, 2527 nt
Organism: Schizosaccharomyces japonicus yFS275
Lineage: Eukaryota; Fungi; Ascomycota; Schizosaccharomycetes; Schizosaccharomycetales; Schizosaccharomycetaceae
Product: spindle pole body protein Sfi1
Exons: 2
Coding region: 1-2514 (837 amino acids)
Source: RefSeq, a predicted model, not a curated record